This is a messenger RNA of Selaginella moellendorffii, 1752 nucleotides long. RefSeq names its product potassium channel KOR2. The transcript has 9 exons. Lineage: Eukaryota; Viridiplantae; Streptophyta; Lycopodiopsida; Selaginellales; Selaginellaceae. Gene Ontology annotation, biological process: potassium ion transport; DNA-templated transcription. Gene Ontology annotation, molecular function: voltage-gated potassium channel activity; protein binding; sequence-specific DNA binding. The coding region runs from base 147 to 1472 and encodes 441 amino acids. The record is from RefSeq and is a predicted model, not a curated record.
AUGGAUUCGAACCGUGGAGCUCUGGAGAUCCCUGACAGGGAUGCGCGCACUGGAGCUAGGGUUUUAGGACGCGCGAGGAGGGAGCGAGCGCAUUCCCUAUCAGUGGCAAUUGUUUUGCACAUCUUUCCCGGAGGCAAUUGAGAUCGAUGGCAUCACGGGAUUUCGAAGAAUUCCACAAGAAAUGGUUUGAUGCAGCUAGCUUGCAACUCAAAUCUCUUCGCAAUGCUUUGAAGGAGGAGCUUUGCUCAGAGGAAUUGCUCAUCCAAGCACUACAACAAUUCUACACUUUCUACAGAAACUAUGCCGAGGAAAAGAUCCAGAUGAUCAAAGAAGAUGCUUCUCACGUAGUAGCGAGCUGCUGGAGGUCCCCGCUGGAGAUUUCUUUCCUGUGGAUGGGAGGGUGGCGACCAACAAUGAGCAUCAUCUUGGUUUUCUCGCUCAUGGGGAUGCAGAUAGAAGAUGAUCUCGUGAAAAUCUUGGAAGGAAUGGACGUCCCAACCAUGGCAGCAUUGUCCGGGAAGCAACUCCAGAGACUAAACUCGCUACAACAGCGUAAUCGUCAUGCCGAAGACAACAUCUCCAAUCAUCUUGCCGACUUACAAAUGCUGGUUGCAGAUCAAGAGAUAGCAAGGGCCACCGUCACAGAUCCACCACCAAGCGAAUCAGACGACUUGUCACUACUUCAAGAGGCCAUGGAACCGAAGCUGGCGUACCUGCGUGACAUCGUUCUCGAGGCCGAGGAGCUGCGGCUACGAGCAGCGGACGAGCUGGUGCAAAUCUUGACACCGCUGCAAGCAGUACAGUAUGCGGUGACUGCGCUGGAGCUGGGAAUCGCGGUGAGAAAACUUGGAGUCUCUGCAGCACUGAGCCAACCCCAGUGCAUACGAGGAAGUGCUUUGGAGGGGAAUGUCAACACCUUACGAAAGGUUUUGGCCAGAGGAGCUGAUCCAUCGGCAGCGGAUUCUGACGGUCGUACAGCUUUGCAUAUGGCAGCGUCGAAAGGCCACAGUGAGUGUGUCGAUAUGCUGAUAAAUGCCGGGGCCAACGUGAACAAGAAAGAUAACUUUGGAAUGACGCCAUUGCUCGCAGCGUUGAAAGGAGGCCACGAUGUUGCUGCGGACUUGCUCGUUGAAAAGGGAGCUGAGCCGCUUCUGGAGGAACCAGGGAUAGAACUUUGUAAAGCAACGGCCAGUGGUGACGUGAAGUAUGUGGAGAGGCUCGUAAAGCACGGUGUGGAUCCGAGUGCUGUCGACUAUGCUCAAAACACGCCACUUCACAUUGCUGCUGCGGUUGGAAGCCUGGAGGCCGUCGCCGUUCUUGUAAAUGAAGGUGCUGAUGUUCUUGCGAAAGACCGGCAUGGCCACACGCCCCUCGACGAAGCGAGGGAUGCCGAGAGUGAAGCCGCAGUGAAGAUAAUCGAGGAGGAAGUGGCGAGGCGUCGUGAAUCAGAGAGCUCGAACAACAUGAGCUAGCAACCUCGCGACGAAAGUCUACUAGAGUAUCGGAUUCCUAUAAAUGCGUUGACAUCUGCUAUCAUCUAUCUAUGUAAGUAACCAAAUUACAAGAGCCUGGACGAGAGUAAUAAGUUGAGGAGUUUAUACAGUUUUUAUAUGUUCAUCUCUCUUUCUUUUCCAUUGUUAAUCAAAAGAAGGUGUUGGUUUUGUCUUCAGGCAGAAUGUGAGAUAUCUCGUAGCUGACUUUCAGAAAAGCAGAAAGUGAUGGAGAGUAAUGCAAAUGGAUUUAGGAAACGCA